Molecule: messenger RNA, 1057 nt
Organism: Oryza sativa Japonica Group (Japanese rice)
Lineage: Eukaryota; Viridiplantae; Streptophyta; Magnoliopsida; Poales; Poaceae
Cellular component (GO): cytoplasm
Molecular function (GO): mRNA binding
Source: RefSeq, a predicted model, not a curated record
UUACUUGGGCCCCAACUCAACUGGCCUAGCUCAUCACCUAAGCUCCAGUGCAUCACCAAACCCUAUAUAAAAGCCCGCGCCACCUCCCCUUCCAAACCCAAGCCUCCAUCCAUCCAUCCAUUCAUCAGAGCUCAAGCUCAAGCAAGCAAGCUUGCUAGCUAGCUGCUGAGCAGCAUUCCAGUCUGCUCCAGCUAGCUCAGCUCUCUCUGCUCUGCUCUUUGCUCGAUAACGACCAUCAUCUUCUUCUUCUUCUUCUUCUUCUUCUUCUUCUUCUUCUUGUACAUUCUAUUUGCUCGAUAGAUAGAUAGAUAGAUAGAUAGGUAGAUAGAGAUGGAGACGAAGGCGGCGGCGAUGGCGAUGAGGAAGCCGGGGGACUGGAGCUGCAGGUCGUGCCAGUACGUGAACUUCUGCAAGAGGGAGGCGUGCCAGCGGUGCGGGGAGGCGAAGCUCGGGGUGGAGCGGACGGACUACGCCGCCAUGGGCGGCGGGUGGGAGGUGAAGCCCGGCGACUGGUGCUGCCGCUGCUGCGCCGUCAACAACUACGCCAGCCGCGGCAGCUGCUUCAAGUGCGGCGCCGCCAAGAACGACUCCGCCGCCGCCGUCGCCCAGGGCUGGGGCUUCUCCGUCGCCUCCCAGGCCGGCUGGAAGAACGGCGACUGGAUCUGCCCCAGAAUGGAAUGCAACGUGCAGAACUACGCUAACAGAACCGAGUGCUUCCGGUGCAAUUUCCCCAGAUACUACGUUGAUUGAUCUGACAUAUAUGAUAUAUGCCUUGCACUGAGAAGAAAUGAAAGGGAAAUAAAAUUUACGAGAUCGAAGAUCGACGGACAAGAUUGAUCGGCCACCGGUCAUGCCCUUCAGGGUUUUCUUUUUUCUAUUUUUUUUUAGAAUAACCCUCGAUAACCUGAGGGUUUUUUUUCAUUUGUAAGAGCGGUAACGGUACUAAAAAAACACAAAAACGGCACAAAAUUGUGGCUGAUGACUGAUCAGUCUUCCUCUUUUUUUUCCCAAUAAAAGGCAGAUAAUUAAGAAAGCAAAAAUGCGAGUUGGCCUGUGA